Molecule: messenger RNA, 1982 nt
Organism: Anolis sagrei ordinatus
Lineage: Eukaryota; Metazoa; Chordata; Lepidosauria; Squamata; Anolidae
Product: tubulin alpha-1A chain-like
Biological process (GO): microtubule cytoskeleton organization; mitotic cell cycle
Cellular component (GO): cytoplasm; microtubule
Molecular function (GO): GTP binding; structural constituent of cytoskeleton
Source: RefSeq, a predicted model, not a curated record
UCUUCAGGUGGAGUCAGUUCUUGCUGGUUAUAAAUUUGCUGGGAGGAGGGAAAGCAGCUGUUUUGCUGGAAUCUUAACACAAGCAGGACAGAAUCAUUAUGAGGGAGUGCCUGUCCAUCCAUAUUGGCCAAGCUGGGGUCCAGAUUGGGAAUGCCUGCUGGGAGCUGUACUGCCUAGAACAUGGGAUCCAAGCGGAUGGGACCAUCCCGGGGAAUCCAGUGGCUCAGAAGAUCCUGCCUGAAGCCGAACAGGCAGAUGCCUCCUUUGAAACGUUCUUCUGCGAGACGGCGUCUGGGAAGCAUGUCCCAAGGGCUGUGUUCAUUGAUCUGGAACCAACUGUGAUCGAUGAGAUCCGCACAGGACCAUAUCAUUCCCUCUUCCAUCCUGAGCAGCUGAUCAGCGGCAAGGAAGAUGCCGCCAACAAUUAUGCCCGUGGCCAUUAUACCAUCGGAAAGGAAAUCAUUGACACGGUCCUGGGCAGGAUCCGCAAAAUGGCCGACCAGUGCUGUGGCCUUCAAGGCUUCUUGGUCUUCCACAGCUUUGGGGGAGGCACAGGGUCAGGUUUCACCUCUCUUCUGAUGGAGCGUCUCUCGGUCGAAUACAGCAAGAAGUCCAAGCUGGAGUUCUCAGUCUACCCUGCCCCACAGGUCUCCACUGCGGUGGUAGAACCUUACAACUCCAUCCUGACCACCCACACCACCUUGGAGCACUCGGACUGCUCGUUCAUGGUGGACAACGAGGCCAUCUACGACAUCUGCAACCGCAACCUCGACAUCGAGCGCCCAACCUACACCAACCUCAACCGGCUGAUCGGGCAGAUCGUGUCCUCUGUGACCGCUUCCUUGAGGUUCAAAGGUGCCCUGAAUGUUGACCUGAUAGAAUUCCAGACCAACCUGGUGCCCUAUCCUCGCAUUCACUUCCCUUUGACCACUUACGCGCCCAUCAUCUCCGCCGAGAAGGCCUACCACGAGCAGCUCUCAGUGCCGGAAAUCACCAGCGCUUGCUUCGAGUUCUCCAACCAGAUGGUGAAGUGUGACCCUCGGCGGGGCAAAUACAUGGCCUGUUGCCUUCUCUACCGAGGCGACGUGGUGCCCAAGGAUGUCAACGCUGCCAUUGCCGCCAUCAAGACAAGGAGGUCCAUCCAGUUCGUUGACUGGUGCCCAACCGGCUUCAAGGUGGGCAUCAACUACCAGCCACCAACAGUGGUUCCCGGAGGAGACGUGGCGAAGGUCCAGCGUGCCGUCUGCAUGCUGAGCAACACGACGGCCAUCGCCGAAGCCUGGGCCCGGCUGGACCACAAGUUUGACCUGAUGUACGCCAAGAGGGCCUUUGUCCACUGGUACGUCGGGGAGGGCAUGGAGGAAGGGGAGUUCUCCGAAGCCCGGGAGGAUCUGGCGGCCUUGGAGAAGGAUUACGAGGAAGUCGGGAGAGAUUCCGCCGACGGAGAGGAAGAAGAUGCCGAGGAAGAAUAUUAGAGCCCAACGAGUGUCUGUGUGCCAGAGUUUGCAUUUAGCCGACAUAAGGUGGAGAGAGGUAAACCAUACCAUUCUCUCUCUCAAAAAAAAUUAAGUAUUACUUGUUUAUUGUGAUUCUAAUUCCAAUGUUUUUUUAAAAAAAUCUUAUAUUAGACUUUUCUAAUGUAUGGACUGUUAACACACUGAGCUUUCUGUAGAAUGCACUUCUUGUAGUAAUCCUUUUUGUAAUCCUUUCCUAACGCUGUAUUAUUGUUGCAUAUAGCAAAACAACCAAGACAACGAACUAAUAGAACCAUUCAGUCAGGACUCAAUUACAACUUCAUGUCAAUCGCGUCAACAGAAAGGAAAACUUUAUUUGUCAAUCAACAUCCCUCCUUAUGUUGACAUUUGCUCUCUGCAGUGAUUCUACAAUUGACUUUGUUGCUAAAUGGGAUCCAAACAUCCUCUAUGUAUGUCUUUGUUUGCUGUCCCUGUAUGGUAAUUUUUCUAUUAAAAGAAGUAUCCACA